GUGACACAGCCGGUUUCAUAGUUCUAGCGAUUAUCAGGUUCUAACCUGAUUGGUAUCGACUUGGAGAGCAGUUAUGAACGAGUGAAAUCGUCCACUAGUCAGACUUACAAAAUACUACCUCUUAAAUAUGUGAAUCGAAAACGACGUUAUCCGAACUCCAGCAUACUUAAGUAGAUUGUACAAUGGUGGAUGAGGUGGAAGGUUUUUUUGGUGUGUAUAUGCUAUUUUGCACUAACACCAUAAAGCGCCUAACUGGGAAAAUUUACAUCGGUAAAACUGUAGAUCCAGAGCGAAGGAUCGACCAACACAACGCCGGUAGACAGAGAGGUGGAGCGAAAAAGACCAGUGGCAAAGGACCAUGGGAGAUGGUUCUAAUAAUCCACGGUUUUCCAUCGGCCAUAGCUGCUUUGAGGUUUGAGUGGGCAUGGCAGAAUCCCGACAGAUCGCGCCGGUUGGCGCACGUGGAAAUAAAUAUAGGAAAAGAAACCAGUCUGCAAUUCCACUGGCGCAUUGUAUCGCACAUGUUGCAGGUGGCACCAUGGAACCGCUUACCACUCACAGUGCGCUGGUUGCAGCCCAAAUACCAUCUUCACUUUGACACGGGGUUGUGGCCGCCCUCUCACAUGCUUAUAGCCUUCGGCGCUGUGAGGGCGAAGAAGAAGACACCAGAUGGAGAUGCCGUCGCUGACCAGCACGGGGGACAGCAAGAACAGCUGGACAAGAAGGAACGAUGCAAACUUUGUUUAGGGAUUGUGAAGCCCUCAGAUAAAUUGUCCUGCUUCCUGCCACCAUGUGACACCGUGUGUCACCUGAUUUGUCUGGCCAAGCACUUCCUCAAAGCAGAACACGGCAACCACUGGCUGCCUGUAGAGGGCCGAUGUCCUGGCUGCCAGCACUUACUGCUUUGGGGAAAUCUCAUUCGUCAUAAGAAUGGCUAUGAGCUGGAAGAAACAGCAAGAGCUCCAUCAUCACCCCAGGAUUGUGACCUCGAAAUGCCUGCCUUUCUUAAACCCAAGUCAUGUGCUGACGAACUGCAGAUCUGACCAGUUACUUCAUCACGGCAGUUCCUGUGGAGAGAGAGACUUCCCACCCACUCAGAGUCACAGGCCUGUGUUGACCAGUGAGCAGUGUCUGAGGUUUGAGGUUCGAUGGUUGACCCUUCCCCUCAAAGUUUGGCUGGGACAGCAAAACUUGGCCUUGUGAUUUCUCCUCCUUCAAGUCACAUGAACUGACAUGACCCAUAGAUGUGCAUCAGUGGACAUGGACAGAGAUAAGGCAGAAGUUUCUUGUGAACAGAAAGUAACAUUGACCGCGAAAAGGACGCAUCAAGUUGGUGUGGAAGAGAAAGAGAAACAUGGUCCUUAAAUGCAGGGCCGCUGACAGCUUUUGCUGGGUCCUGGACAAAGUCAUUCAUACAUACAUACAUACAUACAUACAUACAUACAUACAUACAUACAUACAAUGAAAUGGACACCCAAUUUUGGACCCCCACUCUACCUGGGCCCGGGACAAAUUACCCCCCCCCCCCCCCCCUUCAAUGAACUGUAUUCUUGUGCGAAAAUUCAGAUGUCCAUUUACUUUUAUAAUAAAGUU
Molecule: messenger RNA, 1593 nt
Organism: Engraulis encrasicolus (European anchovy)
Lineage: Eukaryota; Metazoa; Chordata; Actinopteri; Clupeiformes; Engraulidae
Gene: slx1b
Product: SLX1 homolog B, structure-specific endonuclease subunit
Exons: 5
Coding region: 183-1043 (286 amino acids)
Biological process (GO): double-strand break repair via homologous recombination
Cellular component (GO): Slx1-Slx4 complex
Molecular function (GO): 5'-flap endonuclease activity; crossover junction DNA endonuclease activity
Source: RefSeq, a predicted model, not a curated record